Messenger RNA from Drosophila navojoa, 1542 nucleotides. It is a transcript of the gene Rbp4, whose product is annotated as RNA-binding protein 4. Gene Ontology annotation, cellular component: cytoplasm. Gene Ontology annotation, biological process: regulation of translation. The record is from RefSeq and is a predicted model, not a curated record. Gene Ontology annotation, molecular function: mRNA binding. Lineage: Eukaryota; Metazoa; Arthropoda; Insecta; Diptera; Drosophilidae.
CCCAUGAGUCCUUGCAGUUGAAUAGGGUUGCCAGCUGGUUGCAUGAAAGGAGUUACAAUCGUAGAUAAAUUUCAGAUACGGCAACACUUGUUUGACGUUUAAAACUUUUCCGGCUCUGUCGUUGUCAUUUAAUUUUUAGCCAGUUCAGUUUUGGUGCUUUUCUUUAAUUGUUCCGCAGCAAAAAUUAGUUUUCAUGCCAAAAAUGGUGAAUAACUCGGUUGUAAAUGCGCCCUUCUACCAAGAGCAGAAGCGCAAAAUCGGUGGUCGCCCCUCUGGUAACGGUGGCACUGAAAUGCCUAAUUCGGAUCAGAGCAACGUUAAUGCAUCGGAGAACAACGAGCAUUUGCGCAAAAUUUUUGUCGGUGGUCUCUCCAUUAAUACCACCGCCGAUACGAUGCGCCAAUUUUUCAGUCAAUUUGGGGUUGUGUCCGAUGCUGUGGUUAUGCGUGAUCCGAUUUCCAAUCGCUCUCGCGGCUUUGGUUUUGUGACCUAUGUUGAGCCGGCUGCCGUUGAGAAUGUUCAGCGUGCCCGUCCUCAUAUCAUUGACAGCAAAACUGUCGACACCAAACGUGCUUUUCCACGUCAUGAGUUCAACAAGGCCAUUGGCCAUUUGAGCAAUAUCAAGACGAACAAGAUAUUUCUCGGUGGCCUCAAGGACUGCCACGAUGAGAGUACUUUGCGAGAAUAUUUUUCUCAAUUCGGUGCUAUUAACAGCGUUAAGGUGCUGUUGGACAAGGAGACCGGACGCAAGCGUGGCUUUGGAUUCUUAGAGUUUGAGGAUACAGCUGGUGCUGCUCGUGCCCUGGGUCAAAGCAAGCACUCGAUUAAGAUGGCCACUGUGGAGGUAAAGAAAUCCACCCAGAUGCUAGAUUGCAGCAAACGCGUUCGUUUGCCAAUUGGAGGAGCUGCUUGCGCCGGCUAUGCGCCACCGCAGCCAACCACCAUGGACAACUUUGUCUAUAAUCCAAAUUAUAAUCAGUAUCAGGCACAAACGUCAUUGCCGCCGUCUGCCUUCUUUAACGGCUGGGCCUCAUAUGUGGCACCUACAGUUCCGCCACCCGUCAACUAUCCGCACCAUCAACAACAGUUGCACGGCUACUCUCAGGGCGGGUGGGCCUACGGCACUCCGCCGUACGCUAACUCGGAGUGGUCCCGAAACAGUUACAGCUCAAUCGCAUGGCAACCGAAAGGUGCCCAGAAGCCCAUUCCGGCUCAGACGCUGCCAGCUGAACGUCCGAAGAAUGAGUACAAGUCCGUUCAAGCUGAAGAGGCUACCAAGAAGCAGACACCGGCUGGCGAUGCCAAUGCUAAUGAGACUCCAACUGCUGUCGAUGUUGAGAAGAAAUGGCUGGCCAAGGACUAUAAGGUCUUCAAACCAACAGGCAGAUACAACUUUGGCACUCCCCAGACCAACCACAUGAGCUCCGGGCCUAACGAUAUUUCAACACCUGCCUAUGGCAUUUAAGAAGUCUGCUCUUCAAGAGAAAUCACAUUAUUCAUAUAUGUAUCACUCACUACAGAUCUAUAUAUAUAUAUGUAUAU